AAGGAGGAGGAGUUUGGUGACGUCAUCCGGUGUAAUUAAGAGGAAGGAGACCGUUACUCGAAAAUGUCUCCGGAAAAGAAACUUCCAGAACGGCUUUUAUAGCCUCCCUGCCUCGCUGAAAUGCCACGAAUAGCAUAGUAACGGUGUUUAAAUCCCGCAGUGGCCUCAUUCCGCCCGAUGACUGUUUUUUUUUUACCCCUCCGACACAAAGCUGUUUUUUUCCGGCGGUUACAUAAAACGUCUUAAUGUGGAGCAGAGGUGAUCCUGACGAUGGACACGAAUCUUCUAAAACAGGUUCAAAUAGCGGAGGAUCUGCUGGAUGGGUUGGCAGCCAUGACUCAACUUGGCACAGCAAACAGCCCAGCAUCUUCAGGCGCAGACACAGCAGUGUGUCAGACAGUGGCGAUACCGGUAUUGGUACCUACUGCUCCGAUGGCGUGGAAGAUGACUCCAGCUCAAGCACCACACCCUCCUCUCUGCGCCCAUUGUCUAUCGCUGGCCAAGAGGAUGCGUUUGGCAACAGCAUCCCCGUCGUUCAUGUCAAGCCAUCGCCCUCCACCACAUCCUAUGUCAGUCUGAACAGGACAGCAUCAUCCAGCAGCUCAGGUCACUUGAGUAGGUCUUGCCAGGUGCUCCCUCCAGCCAGUUCUCCCCUUAGUGCACCUGGUAGUGUGGACAUGAAGGACCAACAGCCCAUCAGAAGGUGGUCUUCUCUUACUAAGUUGUCAUGUGGGGCUGAAAAGAGCUCCAGUCGGACAGCAGUUCACCAACGCAACACCAAUUUGCAUGGCUCCUUAGACAGAGGUCUGCUGUCUGGCUACAAAAAGGAACCCCGUAGUUUAAAUGGGGACCUUUAUUUACCUUUAACGUCCUCCUUACUGUGUCACAGCUUGUUACAGCGCUCACCUGGUGCCGGUCCCUGUUACUGGAGCAAACAUGGGAGUAAAUCUACUGGGUUUGAAACAGACCUGUCUCAGUCAUCAACCCUAUCCUCACCUGUUAAACGGAGCAGUUUGGGAGGUGGUCAAUUGAAUUGCUUUGAUUUACCAAAGCGACUAGAGUCACCUCUUGGUCACCAGGUGGACAGAGACUCUCCGAUUCAGCCUGCCGUCCGCACACAGAUGUGGCUGGCUGAGCAAAUGGAGUACAGCUCUAAAAGUGAGCACGGAGGAGAACUUAACCACCUCGCUGGCACUGGAACGAAGGUCUGUGGUGGAGAAGGCCUGUCACCUUGGCAAGGACAAACACUUGAACCAGGGUUGCAGGACCAGAUGCUGCAGGGGACAUCCCAUAUUAUCAACACUCUGGUGAAGGUUAAAGAGGGAAUGCUGAGACAAAGAGAGCUGGAAAUUGAUAGGCAAAAUCAGCAGAUACUGCAGCUACAUGCUCGCAUUAGAGAAAAUGAGCUAAGAGCCCAGCAGGUCCUGCACAGUCAGAGGUGGUUUGAAGACCCUCAGAUUUUGAAGAUGAAGGAAUCUGUAAAGGAAAUGCCGACUGAGCGACUGGACUGUCAUGAAGAUCUUAGCAGAAAAAUGGCUGUGGCUGAACUGGAAGUGCUCCAUCUAAACGAGCUUUACAAGCAGGCCACUCAAAAGUAUACAGAAGACCUCAGGAAACUGGAAGAAAAGAUAAAAACAAGGGAUCGCUAUAUCAGCAGUUUGAAAAAGAAAUGUCAGAGGGAAAGUGAACAAAACCAGGAAAAGCAGCAGCGCAUAGAAACUCUGGAGAAAUAUCUUGCAGACCUGCCAACGCUGGACGAGGUCCAGGUCCAGUCCCUGCAGCUGGAACAAGUGCGGAAGAAAGCUGAAGAUCUGGAGAAGAACAUGUCUCGCUUGCAGCAGGAUCUUGACUAUUGCAGUGGUUUGUUUAAAGACAAAGAUGUGAAGAUUAAGACACAAGACAGGAGAGAGACGGAGCUGAUUGCGUCUGUACACAGUCUGCAGCAGAAGGUGCAGCGGUGUUUGGAGGACGGAGUGAGGUUGCCUAUGUUGGAUCUGAAGCAGCUCGAGGAAGAAAACACAGAACUUCUGGGGAAGCAAGACCAUAGCAGCAGGCUCAUCGAGCACCAGAAAGGACAGAUUCUUCGAUUGAACUCUCACAUAAAGGCCGUCAGUGCAAGACUACGCAAGGGAAGAAGACCUUCUCUCUUGUGUUCUUCGGAGAACCAAGAAAGUCCGUCGAUUGAAUCUUUGGCCUUGUCACAGAAGCCGCAGGUGGAUAAUGAGCUGUCCCAUGUGGAGAUGUCACAAGUGGGACGGCUUUUGAAGGAAAUGUCCCUUUGUCUGCUGGACCUUCAGGCUCUCUGCAACAUCUUGGCUCAAAGAGCUCAAGGGAAGGAGCUCAACUUGUCCCUGCUGCUGCGGAUGACAUCCUUCAACGUUCCUGCAGAGGACAGCAAGAGCGUGGACGUGCAGGAGGAAGCGACGUUGAAAGUGACCGAGGUCGGCCAGCUGAGGAAAGGCGUUGAGGAGCUGAGGAACAACAUUGCCGACUGUUACGCCCACUUUGUGGUCACCAGUAAGUGACCAGCAGGAGGAGGAGGAGGAUGACCAAGUUCCACCCAGCUAUGCAAAAAGAAAACGCGUAAUUACAGUCGUCCAGUUCAACUCAGGGUGAUUAGUCAGCAUUUUUCACACUUGUGCAAUCACUCGGGACAAAGGAGAGCUUGAAUUCAAUGUGAAAGUGAAGCCAAUGAAAAGCACAAAGAGAAAAUAGGCUUCAAAGGGACUAUGCAGGGCUUGUGCUUACAGGAGUUGUACAUAAUAGUUUUACAGGUGACAUCACGGCUGGCCGUGUCACGCCAAAAACCUUCCCCCCGGAAGAAAUUUGGUGUGACAGCCCCUCUAAUGCCUGAAGGACCCUAAUGAGGGUGGAAGGACCUCAAAGCAGCCCACACGGCUGCCUGUUUUUAAAAGCAUUAUAAUUGGCUGAUUGUCAUUAGUGAAAACUAACUGUGAGGAAAAAAUAUUCAAGCUAUUUUUGCUUCGCUAAGUUUGCAGCUGUAACCCUUAAGAGUCAUAUAACUUGGUAUUAUCACGCCCUCAUUGAGGUCCUUCAGGCAUUAGAGGGGCUGUCACGCCAAAUGUCUUUUUGUAGGGGGGAAGAAAUUUGGCGUGACAACCGCAAGUGUGAGGUCCAAAGUCAUUUUAGGGGGGUAUGCCGUUUUCUCAGUAUUAGGACAUGCUGUAAAAUAAGCUAAGAAUAAAGUCAAAAUAUGAAAACAAAGCCAUAAUUUCCAAGAAUAAAGUGGAAGUAUUUGUGAGUGAAGUCAUUGCCAGGAAAAUGUCAGAUUUAGAUGGAGGGCAGCUUACAUAUUUUAGGGUUUGUUGUCGUUUUUAAAAUGACUUUUUUUUUUUUUUUUUUUUAUCCGUUCAAUGGAAUACUAUCUUCUUCUCAGCGCGGCAUAGAACACUCUAAAAGUUGAGUGUCCAGCAAUGGUCGGACACACUAACUCAAAGUGAUGGCUGAGAAGAAGCAGUAAACAAAAAAAAAGGUGGUGUCAUUCUUCUCCAAGAUUGUAUUGUGGUCAGUAUUAUUUUAUUACUUUAAUCGCUCACUGAUCUUUAUUAGGAGUCAUUUAUUAAUCAACAUUUUCUUUUAAGGGAAUAUUUAAGUGAUGCAGCACAUUAGUUUGGCAUCAUGCUAACGUAUUUUAAUGUUUACUACAGCCAAAGGAAACAAAAUGACUUGUGUAAUUUUCGGUCAGUGGAGAUAUUUUUUUGAUUUAUUAAAUCAAUGAGAUUAAUUUGAUUCAUAAAGUGUAUGUUUUAUUCAUUAUUUGCGUGUUUUAACAAUGCUUCUCUGUAUAACUUAAUGUUUCUUCUACUGUUAAAAAGUAAAAAUUUAACAAAGAUUCAUGUUCUUAAUGGUUCCACUCCUCCUUGUACACUUGAAUAAAUAUAUUUUUAUAAAA
Messenger RNA from Nerophis ophidion (straightnose pipefish), 3913 nucleotides. It is a transcript of the gene cep85l, whose product is annotated as centrosomal protein 85, like. Gene Ontology annotation, cellular component: centrosome. Lineage: Eukaryota; Metazoa; Chordata; Actinopteri; Syngnathiformes; Syngnathidae. Bases 246 to 2525 code for a protein of 759 amino acids. The record is from RefSeq and is a predicted model, not a curated record. The transcript has 13 exons.